UACAUUCCUGUAUUCCGAUUUAGUUUCUUCAGAAAUUUAAUACAUGAUAUAAUAAGACGAGUAUAUAUACAUAGAUCCUCACUCACUCUGUUGUUUCGAAUUCGAUCAUCAUCAAAAUCAACAUCAAAUCGGAAAUUCAGAGGGAGAUAAAAGAUGGGUAGCUUAAAUCCACCACCUCCUGAGCAGCUCACUUUGGAUUUCAAACCCACUUUUAUCCCCAAAACAAUCUCCCAUUUUCUCAAACAACUUUCCACAAUCGAUGAUCACCGUAACAAGAUUUUCAAACUCGAUGAUUUCGUUUCCCGAUUAGAAUCCGAAAUGCGCAAAAUCGAUGCCUUCAAACGCGAACUCCCUCUUUGCAUGCUCCUCAUUAACGACGCAAUUGUUGCAUUGAAAGAGGAGUCAAUGGGGUUGAAGAAAUCGUCAAAUGAUGAGCCGGUGCUUGAAGAGUUUAUACCGAUUAAGAAGAGUUGUGAUGAAGAUGUUGAAGUGAAGACGAUGAGGAGCGAAAAGGGUGGUGGCGAUAAGAAGAAUUGGUUGAGCUCUACGCAGCUUUGGAGCGCGAAUGAUGACGAUGAUUCAAACAGUGAUCAAAACCCGAAUCAGAAAGCAAUUUCAACGGAUCAAACAAUUAAAAAGAGAGCUAUGGUAGAAGAUGAACAGUUUAGGAACCGCGAUAGACCUUUUAUUCCGUUUAACGGAUGUUACGGGCUUACAAUGGUAGGAACAUUAGGAGAGAAAUAUAGGGAGGAAUUACCAAUUCCCGGGCUCUCUCUUGUUACUCCGGGAAUCAAGAAUUCCAUGAGGGGAAACAUUUUACUUGCUAAAACUAGCCCUGAUGGCAAGUUGGUUCCAUCGUCGCCAAAUGAUCAAUCAAGUUUACGAGCUGGUGCCACUCAGGGUCCGCCACCUCAACAACAAACGUCUAGAAAACAAAGAAGAUGUUGGUCUACUGAGUUGCAUAGACGGUUUGUCAAUGCCCUGCAGCAACUUGGAGGUUCACAAGCUGCGACUCCUAAGCAAAUUAGAGAGCUUAUGCAAGUGGAUGGUCUUACGAACGAUGAAGUGAAAAGUCAUCUGCAGAAAUACAGACUUCAUACACGAAGACUUCCAUCUUCUAAUACCUCAUCCGCAAAUCAGUAUGUUGAAUCCUCAAAGCAUGGAAUUUCGCAGUCAGGUUCUCCUGAUGGACCGCUCCUUAUUGGCAGCACCACCGGCGGAACUUCCACCACUGGCGGUGACAGCAUGGAUGACGGAGAAGACUCGAAAUCGGAGAACUAUUGCUGGAAAGGUGUAUAAAAUAUAAAUCUUGAUUUUUUGGAUAAUAAUUUGUUAAUUAAUAUAGGUGAGGUUAUAUAUAAAUUAGGCAGCAAGGUGAAAAAUAACUUAUACAUAAAGAAUGAUGAAAUUUUGCAGGAUUAGUUUCCUUUUUUUGAGUUCUAUAUUAAAGUUUUAGAGAUUUGAAUUGAGUUGUUACAUUUUUCUUGGAUUCUUUGUUGUCCAAGUAGCUUCAUGUGAAGCACAUCUGUAUUUGAGAUGAGGAACAUGAUAUGAUUGAGGUAUGCACUAUUUUAAGCAUGUUA
Messenger RNA from Helianthus annuus (common sunflower), 1583 nucleotides. Its product is annotated as transcription factor HHO6. The record is from RefSeq and is a predicted model, not a curated record. Gene Ontology annotation, molecular function: DNA binding; DNA-binding transcription factor activity. NCBI's taxonomy places the organism in Eukaryota, Viridiplantae, Streptophyta, Magnoliopsida, Asterales, Asteraceae. The coding region runs from base 154 to 1299 and encodes 381 amino acids. Gene Ontology annotation, biological process: regulation of DNA-templated transcription. The transcript has 5 exons.